CCAGAGCCGGCUGUGCGCCAGAGGUACCUUUCGCCAGGCCCGGCUUCGCCUCCAGUCCUCGGGGGACCGCCCCGCCCCGUCGUCCGUGUCUCGUCAUCCCGUCACCCCGGCCGGGUUCCCCCCGCCCUCUCCGGCCUGUGUCGGUCGCGGCUGCGCGCGCAGAGCCUGAGCGCGCGCCGGAGGGAAGGGGAAGCGGCGGGGUAGGAGCAGAUUAUGUGCAACAGUCCUUUUAAUUAAUCUAUCAUCAUCAUGGCUAAUGAGGGCUGUCCGAAGGCUUGUGAUAGUCCUUUUUCAUCAGAUAAACAUGCCCAACUCAUCUUGGCCCAGAUCAAUAAAAUGAGAAAUGGACAGCAUUUUUGUGAUGUGCAGCUGCAAGUUGGGAAGGAAACUUUUAAAGUUCAUCGGCUAGUUUUGGCUGCCAGUAGUCCUUACUUUGCAGCUUUGUUCACUGGAGGAAUGAAAGAGUCCUCAAAAGAUGUUGUACAGAUUCUAGGAAUUGAACCUGGAAUCUUUCAGAUACUUCUAGAUUUCAUUUACACAGGUGUAGUGAACAUAGGUGUGAAUAAUGUCCAGGAGUUGAUUGUUGCAGCAGACAUGCUACAGUUGACUGAAGUUGUUACUCUUUGCUGUGAAUUUCUGAAAGGCCAAAUUGAUCCACUGAACUGCAUUGGGAUCUUUCAGUUCUCUGAGCAAAUUGCCUGCCAUGAUCUUUUGGAAUUCACAGAAAACUACAUUCAUGUCCAUUUUUUGGAGGUUCAUUGUGGGGAAGAGUUCCUGGCACUUACAAAAGAUCAGCUGAUCAAAAUUUUGCGAAGUGAAGAGCUUAGCAUUGAGGAUGAAUACCAGGUCUUCUUAGCUGCAAUGCAAUGGAUUCUGAAAGAUCUGGGAAAGAGAAGAAAACAUGUGGUAGAAGUGCUAGACCCAAUUCGAUUCCCCUUAUUACCUCCUCAGAGGCUUUUAAAGUAUAUAGAAGGAGUAUCUGAUUUUAAUCUUCGUGUUGCAUUGCAAACACUUUUGAAAGAGUACUGUGAAGUAUGCAAAUCUCCAAAAGAGAACAAGUUUUGUAGUUUUCUGCAGACAUCUAAAGUUCGACCUCGGAAGAAAGCAAGAAAGUACCUAUAUGCAGUAGGUGGAUAUACUCGGUUGCAGGGGGGUCGUUGGAGUGAUAGCAGAGCCCUCAGCUGUGUAGAACGUUUUGACACCUUUAGCCAGUACUGGACCACUGUGUCUUCACUUCAUCAGGCUCGAUGUGGGCUGGGAGUAGCAGUUCUGGGAGGGAUGGUGUACGCUAUUGGAGGUGAAAAGGAUUCGAUGAUUUUUGACUGUACUGAAUGCUAUGAUCCAGUUACUAAACAGUGGACAACUGUAGCUUCAAUGAAUCAUCCCCGCUGUGGUUUAGGAGUGUGUGUGUGUUAUGGGGCCAUCUAUGCUUUGGGUGGAUGGGUUGGAGCUGAGAUAGGGAACACCAUUGAACGAUUUGAUCCUGAUGAAAAUAAAUGGGAAGUAGUUGGCAACAUGGCUGUGUCACGCUACUACUUUGGGUGCUGUGAAACGCAAGGUUUAAUUUAUGUAGUUGGGGGCAUCAGCAAUGAAGGCAUAGAGCUUCGUUCUUUUGAAGUUUAUGAUCCACUUUCUAAGCGUUGGUCUCCACUUCCUCCAAUGGGAACCAGAAGAGCAUAUCUUGGGGUGGCUGCCCUCAAUGACUGCAUCUAUUCUAUUGGAGGGUGGAAUGAGACCCAAGAUGCUCUUCAUACUGUAGAAAAAUAUUCCUUUGAAGAGGAAAAGUGGGUUGAAGUUGCCUCAAUGAAAGUGCCAAGAGCAGGCAUGUGUGUUGUGGCAGUCAAUGGUCUUCUGUAUGUUUCUGGAGGUCGAUCUUCCAGCCAUGAUUUCUUGGCCCCAGGUACCUUGGACUCAGUUGAAGUUUAUAACCCUCAUUCAGAUACAUGGACAGAAAUUGGUAACAUGAUCACCAGUCGUUGUGAAGGGGGUGUUGCUGUACUAUGAAAUAUAAAGCAUAAGAGCUCAAGGAACAUUUUGAAAAUGUAAGAUCUGACCUUUUGCAAAGCAGACAUAUAUUUGGUGAUAGUAUCCUCUGAUUCUAUUGUGUUUUCCAUGUGUUUGGUAGAGAAAUGACUAAAAGGUGAUUUUUCUAAAAAUUUUAUUGAGAACGGAUAUGAAAUAUAUCCUAAAUUAACAAAGAGCUCACACAAAUCUGCCACACUUACAAACAGUAGAAAUACUGUUUAUGCUCUAGAAUUGUCCAGUUAAGCGUAGAGUUCUAUUUGUAAAAAUUACUUGCUAAAAGCUUCUUGAAAAAUAGCCCCUUUAAAGCUUCUCCAGUACAAGUUGUAACAGGACCUUUAUAUGAUGUAGGAAUAAUAUCAAUGAGAGUUUAAAGAUUUCUAUACAUUCAUGAUUCAAUCCAGAGUGUACUUCUCCAUGGCCAUAGUUUGACCUACACAGAAAAGCCAAGGAAACAACUUCCUACUUUUAUUUGAUGCCAGGAGUUUUCACUAGCCCCAAACUUUGUAUUGGCAGCAGAUAUACUAGGAGGGGGUGUGUUUUGAAAACUUCUGCUUGCUUAUAUUUUUUGUCUUGAUCCUGAGAGUGCAAGUAAGGAAUUAAUAGGAGGAUCUUAGUGACAGUCCUGAUUGUAAUAAGAUGUUAUAAUGGGCGAUAGAGCCCAGCAGGCAGCAUGCACCUAGAAAUUUCUUCCUUAUUUUCUAGUUACCAAAAGUAUCUGUUUGGCUUUAGGAGGAGGCAAUUUUAUUAGAUUAUCCAGCUUUGUGAAAUUUACUUAUACUUGGGCAAGGCUAAAUAUGACCAUACGACAAAGCUGCUACCUGGCUUGGGGAAGCCUGAAUUCUAGGUACCUGUAAAACUGUUUAUAGACACUGACUCAUAAGUGUAAUUUGUAAGGCCCCCUUUAUCCAAAACUACUUCUCAAAACUUAUUAUUUUCUCCCUGAGAAGCGGUCAAAGGAUUGUUCUUUGUUUAGUUCUGAGAGGAAGAUUCAUCAUGUAUAUGAUCAUUACUUUUAAGUUAUUUCUACUGGCCUGUUGGAGCCAUGUAUUAAAGGUCUUGCAUACAUUAAGGUUUAACUAGUUGACUUAAGGAUUUGAUUUCCCAUUUCUUUACUAAUGUCCUUCAGUAUAUUAUUAUAAGCAACAGCAACUUAUUUAGAUAAGAAAACCUUGGGUCGCAUUAAUGACGUACGUAGAUAGCACUCAUAUCCAAAAUAUUUGGUUGGCUCACAAGGAUACUUUCUUUUAUAACUUAACCAUAUACGUAUGUAUUAGGAAAACCUUAUGUAAUACAGACAGAAAGCCCUGUGUCCCCUUCUCUGGGGUAUUCUGAAAGUCUGAAGGGUCACAGAUGCCUGGUAGAGAUCUGUAAGAUAUCAAAUAAAGUAUAACUUGUAGACUAAGCUCUAACUCUUAUGCCUUUAAUAUUUCUAGUUACAGAGAAUCUCUAUUCUGAUUCGAAACAGAUUUACAAAAUACUCCUACAAUUUAAUUCUCAUUAUUGUCUAGUACCAACUGAAAAUGGCACUGUGAAGGGAGGUGUUUUGCACUACUGUGGCAGAAAUAUAACGUCAAGACAAUCAGUGUUUGGGUUUAACAGGUCCAGACGAUCCCUGAAAAUAGGUAACUGUUUAAAUAUGCUUAUUAUUUCUUUGGUAAUGACAGAUUGUUUUUUAAAAGACUGUACUAAUAAAGUAUCUUGAUUUUU
Messenger RNA from Lemur catta (Ring-tailed lemur), 3732 nucleotides. RefSeq names its product intracisternal A particle-promoted polypeptide (gene IPP). Lineage: Eukaryota; Metazoa; Chordata; Mammalia; Primates; Lemuridae. The transcript has 9 exons. The record is from RefSeq and is a predicted model, not a curated record. Gene Ontology annotation, molecular function: actin binding. Bases 250 to 2004 code for a protein of 584 amino acids.